AUGAAGCUCUUCGCCGCACUUUUGCUCGCAUUGAGCGUAACACCAGCACACGGAAACCCGACGGCAAAACGAAAAACGUGCACCAUCAAAGCCAGCGGAACUAACAAAACAGACGAUGCGCCAGCAAUUCUAACAGCCUUCAAGGAAUGUCGUAAACAUGGCAAGAUCAUAUUCGAGCCAAAGACAUACUACGUGAACUCCGCAUUGAACAUCAGCGGCCUGGAAGAUGUCGAAAUCGAUAUUCAAGGACAGCUUCUGUGGAGCACAGACAUUCUAUACUGGCUAAAUGCUUCUCUCCCGGUCGGCUACCAGAACCAAUCCACCGCAUUUAUCCUCGGUGGCAACAACGUGCGUAUCGAUGGCCACGGCGUGGGCACAUUCAAUGGAAAUGGAGACUACUGGUACGAAUGGAUUAAGAAACAACCCAAUACAUCAAAUUACCCGGGACGGCCGCAUCAGAUUACGUUCAAUGGGCUUACGAACUCUGUUGUCAAGGGAUUGAACUUCCUGCGGAGUCAGAUGUGGACCAUGUCGAUCAUUCAUAGCCAUAACAGUGUGUGGGAAGAUAUUUUCGUAAACAACACUGGGAAUCGGGUGUCGAGUUCGAACACCGAUGGGGCCGACACGUUCUUCUCCUCUGACCUUCUCUUCCGCAAUUGGACAGUCUAUAACGGCGACGACUCUUUCUCUUGCAAAGCAAAUAGUACCAACAUCACCCUUUUGGAUUCGCACUUCUACCACGGCCUCGGCAUAGCCAUAGGCUCUAUCGGACAGUACAACGACGCAUUCGAGACUAUCGAAAAUAUUCGCGCGGAAAAUAUCUACUUUGAAGACACCCUGCACGCCUUUUACGUGAAGACGUGGACAGAUGAUCGAGUCGGCUUUCCGCCAAAUGGAGGAGGCGGCGGACUCGGAUACGCGGAGAAUAUGCUAAUGAAGAAUUUGACGACGAAGGGGAUGCGCGGCGCUGCAUUUUCCAUCUCGCAAUGCACGCGAUUUAACGGUGCGCCGGGGGUAGGGAAUUGCACCAACAGCCAGUUUCAGGUUCGCGACAUCGUCAUCGAUGGAAUGAAAGGAACUACGAAGGAUCGACGAGUCGUGAGCCUGCAGUGUAGUGCUGUGGCGCCGUGUACAGAUAUCAAGUUGAGUAAGGUCGACUUGAAGUAUACAAAUGGAACGGUAGUACCGAACUAUCUAUGUGGGAAUGUAUUGGGCAAUCAGGGUUGGAAUUGUACAGGGCCGGUUUGUGUGGGCGGAAGUGCGACGGGUGGGUGCUGA
Cucurbitaria berberidis CBS 394.84 is the source of this 1278-nucleotide messenger RNA. Its product is annotated as glycoside hydrolase family 28 protein. NCBI's taxonomy places the organism in Eukaryota, Fungi, Ascomycota, Dothideomycetes, Pleosporales, Cucurbitariaceae. The record is from RefSeq and is a predicted model, not a curated record. The transcript has 3 exons. Gene Ontology annotation, molecular function: polygalacturonase activity. The coding region runs from base 1 to 1278 and encodes 425 amino acids. Gene Ontology annotation, biological process: carbohydrate metabolic process.